AUCAAAGAGAUUGAUGCUUCUGUUCUGCUGCAGCAGAAAGAAACCCAGAGAGGGAGAGAGAGAAAGAAUGGAAGGAAUUCCCGAAGAUAAGGCGGAAUUUGAUGAAGCGGAGAUAGAAUAUGUUAGCUAUGGAGGGGAGCAUCAUCUGCCUCUCAUCAUGAACUUGGUCGAUCAAGAACUUAGUGAGCCUUACUCCAUCUUCACUUACCGAUAUUUCGUCUACCUUUGGCCCCAACUCUCGUUCCUCGCUUUUCACAAGGGUAAAUGCGUGGGAACUGUGGUAUGCAAGAUGGGGGAACAUAGAAAUACUUUCAGGGGCUACAUUGCCAUGUUAGUUGUAAUCAAGCCUUAUCGUGGAAGAAGAAUUGCCACUGAGCUCGUUACCAGAUCCAUCAGAAUGAUGAUGGAAUCGGGAUGUGAAGAGGUAACACUGGAAGUGACAAAUAAAGGAGCACUGGCACUUUAUGGGCGUCUAGGGUUUAUCAGGGCAAAACGGCUUUUCCACUACUACUUGAAUGGCGUUGAUGCUUUCCGGUUGAAGCUUUUGUUUCCUCCUCCUCCUCCUUGCCAAGAGUUAUAACCUUCACUAUACACUUGAAGAAUGUGCAGUGCUGAUGUAUUACUAAGGUUAGUGUUUUAAACUACAGAUUUCAUAGUUAUGGUUGUACUUUCCAUCCUUAGAUUUGUUCUUUACUGUAUCCCUUUAUAAAAUGUUUCAGUGUUCUGCUAUCUGGUUCUGUUAGUUUAAGGCCUUUUUUU
Messenger RNA from Hibiscus syriacus, 759 nucleotides. Its product is annotated as N-alpha-acetyltransferase MAK3-like. The record is from RefSeq and is a predicted model, not a curated record. Gene Ontology annotation, molecular function: protein-N-terminal amino-acid acetyltransferase activity. The coding region runs from base 14 to 580 and encodes 188 amino acids. Gene Ontology annotation, biological process: N-terminal peptidyl-methionine acetylation. The transcript is spliced from 4 exons. NCBI's taxonomy places the organism in Eukaryota, Viridiplantae, Streptophyta, Magnoliopsida, Malvales, Malvaceae. Gene Ontology annotation, cellular component: NatC complex.